Molecule: messenger RNA, 900 nt
Organism: Moesziomyces aphidis
Lineage: Eukaryota; Fungi; Basidiomycota; Ustilaginomycetes; Ustilaginales; Ustilaginaceae
Source: the annotation of a GenBank genome assembly
AUGAUAUCAUUUUGCCACGGUGUCGGCUCUUCGCAGUCGUCCGCACGCAACCCGACAGAGGCUAUGAGGUCGAGACCCUGCGAGCCAGGAGCAGACGUGCCUUUGCGCGACGGUGAUGAUUUGCAUCGGGCCCGAUAUGCCGAUUUUACUGUAUUUAGCCGCGGUAAGCGCGGGACUUCUUCGCAUGAUGUGGGGUUGGACGUGCAUAAGCCCUUAUCGUGUCAACUCUCGCUCCGGAACACCAUCUUUUCUUCUCGCCACCGGCUCACCUCUGCGCCUCCACCAAAAAAGGCAACGAUGAGAGCUGUACUCCAGCGCGUCAAAGGCGCGACCGUGCAUGUCGAUGGCAAGCUCGUCUCCAAGAUCGGGCCAGGCAUCGUAGCAUUAAUCGGCAUCUCAACGGAAGACACCGCGGCUGAGAUCGUACCGCUUGCGAACAAGAUCCUCAGUACCAAGCUGUGGAACGAGAACCAGGAGGCAUCACAGAUCACCAUCCCGCCGCAGUACGAGCCAGAAGCCUCUGGCUCGAACGGUGCCAACGAGUCGACGGAGCCCGCGGCAGCAGCUACAAACGGAGAGACUGAGGAGGCCAAAGCGCGUUCGGAACAGGUGUGGGGCGGCAAGCCGUGGAAGCGCUCUGUGGUCGAGCUUGGAGGCGAGGUGCUCUGCGUCUCGCAGUUUACGCUGUUCGCACGCACUGUCAAGGGUACCAAGCCAGACUUCCACCGCGCUAUGGGCGGCAACGAUGCACGGGUUAUCUACGAGGCUCUGCUGAAGAAGCUGGGUGACAGCUAUGCGCACGACAGGAUCAAGGACGGCGCCUUCGGCGAGAUGAUGGACGUCUCGCUGACAAACGACGGACCGGUUACGAUCUUGCUAGACACGACCGAGAAGAAGUAG